UUUUGGCUAUAUAUACACAGGCGUUCCAGUGCAGACGACGGUUCAGAUUGAAAAGAGCAGUCUUCACACUCAGUUAUAAAAGGUCCACUCUGACGUACGUGACAACUAGCACGGCUGCAUUGCCCAGCGGGUUUCUUGCAUAAUGAUGUCCAGUCUUCGGCUCCUUCGUUUGAUCGCGCUGCUGUCGGUCACCCAGCUGGCCGAAGCAAUCGGACCGGUGGUACGGUGCGAGCCUUGCGAUGUUGCAUCAGUGAGCCAGUGCAAGCCUUUGCCCUUAGAUUGCGCCGAGAAGCUCCGCGAGCCCGGCUGCGGCUGCUGUGUGACUUGCGCGUUGAGUAAGGGGCAGUCCUGUGGAAUUUACACGAGUAGAUGCGGCUCCGGUUUGACCUGCCAGCCCCGGCCGGGGGAGACGAGACCACUCCUAGCCUUGCUGGAGGGACGAGGGAUUUGCUCAGAAAAUCGCAAUGGGAUUUCGGUGCCUGCUCAUGGUGAAGAUAACACCACGGAAGAAGACGGAAGUUCCAAAGGCGCCGACACCAAAGACGGCCGGUGUGGGCUGACGGGUCUCAGGGCCGUUUUGCCCCACCCGAAGGCGGAGGUCAUCAAGAACGCCGAGGACAACAAGUCGCAGCGCUCCAAAGUCAAGCCGCUCGCCGGCGCCGUCGGCGCGGACGGGCAGAACUUCUCCUGUGGGUCCAAGCAGGAGACGGAGAAUGGUCCGUGCAGGAGAGAGAUGGAGAGUGUACUGAACAGCCUUAAGCUCACAGACAUCAUAAACCCGCAGGGACUCCACAUUCCAAACUGCGACAAGAAAGGAUUCUACAAGAAAAAGCAGUGCCGUCCAUCCAAAGGGAGACAGAGGGGGUUCUGCUGGUGCGUGGACAAGUACGGGCAGCCCCUGCCGGGCGUCGAGGGCACAGAGAGGGGCGACGCCCAGUGCUACAACUCCGAGAACCAGUGAGUGGCAGGGGGCGGGGCCACUGUGAGGCGGGGCCCAGGAAGGCCCUGCUGGAUGCGUGCGGAAGCUCAGAGGAAGACCACUGCGCCCCUGCGGAACGUGACCUCACCUGCCCUCCCCCAA
Anguilla anguilla (European eel) is the source of this 1081-nucleotide messenger RNA. Its product is annotated as insulin-like growth factor-binding protein 3. The transcript is spliced from 4 exons. Gene Ontology annotation, cellular component: extracellular region. The record is from RefSeq and is a predicted model, not a curated record. Lineage: Eukaryota; Metazoa; Chordata; Actinopteri; Anguilliformes; Anguillidae. Gene Ontology annotation, molecular function: fibronectin binding; insulin-like growth factor I binding; insulin-like growth factor II binding. Gene Ontology annotation, biological process: regulation of insulin-like growth factor receptor signaling pathway. The coding region runs from base 143 to 961 and encodes 272 amino acids.